CAAAGAUAAAAAUGAGAUGUCGGAGAGGAUCUUGAAUCUAACUCUGGAGAUCAUUUACCUGCUGACUGGAGAGGUAUGAUGACGUAGGUCUGUAUGCUACGGUCCCACGCUGAGAGCAACACCAAAACACUACAGAGUGGUCCGCCUCGUGAAACUGAUGCCUAAAGGGAGAUGAGACGCGGUGAAUCAAACGCUCACAAUCCACAAGGAGAAAGCUGAGACCUGCGCCAAAAGGCAGGCAAACCCUGCUGCACAGAACUUGAAGAUCCAGGUAAUAGAACGCCGAUGCUUGUAAAGAGCCCUGGCAACAAGAUAGAAGAUCCUGGGGGUGCUGUGUGGACAGGAGAGAAUCUUUAAAGCAGCAUGAAGGGGAAACCCGUUAAACUCAGGCGCUCCCAUAAAGUAUUACAAAAGGCUUAUAUGAUUACAAAGCGGCCUAAUAACCAUGCCAAACGUGACAGAAGUGACUAUGUGCCAGAAAAAUUGUGCAGAACCCAGUACUCUACUAUGGACUCUCCAUGUCAUGCAACAAUGUAUAUGAAGAACUGUGAGGAAAAGAUUUUGAAACUGACUUAUAAGAUGAUGCAUCUUCUGACUGGGGAGGUUGCUAUAAGAGAUGAGGAUAUUGCAGUAUAUUUCUCCAUGGAGGAGUUUGAGUAUUUGGAAGAACAUAAAGAUAUUUAUGAGAAUGCGAAGUUGGAGAUUCAUCAACCUCUCCAUUCAACGGAACGAACAAUGACCUGUAGGGGAUCAGAAGAACUGCACACUCCUGCUCCUUCCGCAUAUACGGAUACAGUUCUUGAACCUGUUAAAGAAACCAUGUGCAUAAAACAGAGUGACUCAAAAAGCGAGCAGGUCAGAAAUGUGGCAGAGGAAUCUACUUUAUCUCAAGAAAGAUAUCUCACAGACACCAACGUUUAUACGGACACAGAAUAUUCACACGUGAAUUAUAGAACUGUUUAUAUUAAAGAGGAAUCAGACUCUAAUGAAGACCUAGAUCUCAAUGAAAUGAACUUUCCUAAUCCCAUAGGACAUACACAGACACACUAUACAUCUUGCCCCAACACAUAUAUACCCACAGAACAUACAACUCUACAUACUACGCAAAAACUGUCGCAUGAAGGUCUCACAGAUGUUCAUAUAUACACACCAAGAGAAAAUACACAGACAAACUAUGUGUCUUCUCAUGUUAAUUUAACCUUCACUAAAGAAGAAAAUUGUGAAAACCACAUUUGCACACAAACAGAAUGUUCAAAUACUGAUGAUUAUUAUUACACAGAACAAGUCAAAGGAAACAACAGCAUUACACAAAACACGAGCAAGCAUUUCUCGGAAAUCAUAUGCAAUGAAUGUGGCAAAAUAUUUACUACAGUGUCUGCUUUUUUAUCUCACCAGCAAACACACACUACUCAGAGGAUGUACAAUUGCUCAGAGUGUCAUCAAUAUUUUAUUAGCAAGUCAGAUCUUGCUAAACAUCGGCUAGUUCAUAAAGAAAAAAAACUUACCUGUUCAGUUUGUGGGAAGCACUUUUCUUACAAAUCUUAUCUUGUUAUCCAUCAGCGUAUCCACACAGGAGAAAAGCCUUUCUCCUGCUCGGUGUGUGGGAAGUGUUUUACAUGUAGCUCCCAUCUUGUUACCCAUCAGAGGAUUCACACAGGAGAAAAACCAUUUUCUUGCCCCAUAUGUGGGAAGUGUUUUAGCCGUAGAUCAGACCUUGUUAAGCAUAACCGAAUACAUACUGGAGAAAAACCAUUUUCGUGUUCUGAAUGUGGGAAAUGUUUUACUCGGAGCUCCCAUCUUAUUUCACAUCUCAGGAUUCACACUGUGCAGUAACCAUUGUAAACGUAAUUAGGCAUUGGAAAAGUCAUACAAGUGAUUAUCUGAAGAAAAAAAAAAUAAGCAGUAAAUUUGUACUUUUGUAUUUUUCAUGAUAAGUUAAAGGGACACAAUGAAGUUGUUAUGGUGAGAGGAGGUCCCGGGCACAGGCUUAUCUAAAUUGAUAAAACUGUCAGGCCUACCAGGCUCAAUCAGUCUGCCCCAGCACUUCCACUCAAUAUCUGAGACUUCAGUCAGAAAGCCUGAAACUGGAUGUAGCUGAAGAACUUAACCGUUUUAAAAUGGGGAGCUACUGCUAGCAUAAGCUGGCACUUUCAAUGUUUUCUUUUUAAUACGUUUGCAAAGCUUUCAAAAAUUUGUUUGUUAUUAUGGGGUAUUGAGUGUAGUUUGAUAUGAAAAAAUGUAAACAACAAUUGAAUACUUUCUGAAUGGCACUGUAUGUGCUAAGUAUAUGUAUCAUAAAUUUAGUUUAGGUAGCUGCAGGUUUUUUUUUAUUCAAUAUGCCAUUUGCUUAAAGAAACACUCCAAGUAAUUAUGAUGCCAGGAGUGCCCUAGCAGUGUAAGUAGUCAAACUAUUUUAUGAUGGCUUGUGUACCGUCUUAGUUAAUUCUGAAUUUACUUUUAAGGUUAAUCGUCACAUUUAUAAAAUUAAGCUUCUAUUGCUUUAAAUAAUGGUUUAAUUAUAUUUCUUGAUAUAUCAAAGCUGUAUCAAUAACUGCAUACUUCAAUCUGCAUUCACACAUACUAUACUUGCUUUUUUCCCUGAGGGUAGCAUGUACAGGGAGUAAUAAAACUUGGUGUACGCCUUG
Messenger RNA from Pelobates fuscus (common spadefoot toad), 2645 nucleotides. RefSeq names its product oocyte zinc finger protein XlCOF7.1-like. The transcript has 5 exons. Gene Ontology annotation, molecular function: RNA polymerase II cis-regulatory region sequence-specific DNA binding; DNA-binding transcription factor activity, RNA polymerase II-specific. Gene Ontology annotation, biological process: regulation of transcription by RNA polymerase II. Lineage: Eukaryota; Metazoa; Chordata; Amphibia; Anura; Pelobatidae. The record is from RefSeq and is a predicted model, not a curated record. The coding region runs from base 364 to 1833 and encodes 489 amino acids.